AUGGACUCUGCCUCAAAAUCGCUGCUCAGCAGUAGUGAGGUUGCAUUCCCCAGAGGUGGAGCUUCGGUUUUGACUCCGUUGGAAGUCAAGACUAUCUCCAAUAAGGCUACUGAAGAUGUCCUCUUCGAGCAGGCCAAUGAUUCCAAAAAGAGGGUCAGCUCGACGGCUUCUCAGCCUUCCAAAAAGAGAAAAAAGCAAAAGAAGAAGGAUGAUACCGAAACCGAGGAGAAGUCGAUUGCUAUUGAGCAUUUCACCUUUAAGAACAUGAUUCCUGGCUCAUCUGUCUUGGGUCAGAUUGUGCGUAUUGACAAGGUCAACCUUACACUUACAUUUGGAGACAACUUGUUGGGCCAGAUUCCUAUCACUGCUAUUAGUAAAGAGGUUUCUGCCAUGAUCGAGAAAUAUGAGGCUUCGCAAGAGUCUGACGAUGAGUCUGAUGACGAAGGGUCCGGCUCUCUUAAUUUCAAACCUGAGUUUCCUAAGUUGAAUGAGUUGUUCACCAUUGGCCAGUGGCUUCGUGCACAGGUGACUCCCAGCGACGAGAAGACCAAGAGAAUUACAUUGUCUAUCGAGCCAAAGGUGGUCAACGCUUCUGUUGAAGAAGACGACUUGACUACUGGAAACAUUCUCCAGGCCUCUGUCAAGUCUGUUGAAGACCAUGGUAUCAUUCUCGACUUUGGCCACGACGAAUUUUCCGGCUUCAUUUCAAAGAAGGAAUUAAAGAAGGCUGAAAUCGACCCAAUAUCUCUUAAGGUCGGCCGUGUCAUCCUCGUAUCUGUCAUCAGCAAGAACAACUCUAUUGUCAGUGUAAGAUUGGCAGAAAACGAGAACGUUUCCAAGAAAACCACUAUCACUGCUAUUUCAUCUAUUGAUGCUAUCCAUCCAGGUGCUGUCGUCAAUGCCAUCAUUACUGAGGUAUCCAACAACGGUGUUUCUGCCAGACUUUUUGGUCUUGUGGAUGGAUCUUUCUCACUUCCACAUGCAGAGGAGUUCACUUUGGAGAAGUUAAAGAACCAUUUUGGCGUGGGAUCCACUGUCAGAGCUCGUGUCAUUGGUAUUCUCACACAGGAUGGAACCAAGAAGUUUGUAUUGUCUAAGUCUUCCAAGGUGAUUGCCUUGGAGCCUGUGUUGAAUAAGGAGCCAUUGGAGGCCUUCCCAACUGGUUUUGUUAUCAACAACGUCGAAGUCAUUGGUUCCGAUGACUCCUACAUCUACGUCUCUAUGGGUUCUUCAUCUAUCAAGGGACAAGUGCACAAAUCUCAGACUGAUUCAGAGUUGGACAUCGAUGUUAACUACAGAGUUGGCACAAAGCAUGAAGCUAGAGUGUUGCGUUACUCCGAGAUUGACAACAUGUUGCUCUUAACACUUAAUCCUAAGGCUGUCAAGUCCAAGUUUGUCUCGGCCGAAGAUAUUCCGGUCGGUGAGUACAUUCCAUCCGUGGAAGUCACCAAGAUUCUCCCUGACGGUAAGGGUAUCAUUGUCAAAAUUUUCGGGGACUUUGAGGCUCUUGUUCCUCCAACUCAAAUGUCAGACAUCAAGUUGGUAUACCCAGAAAGAAAAUUCAAGGUGGGUAGCAAAGUUAAGGGAAGAGUCUUGUUCAAGGCCGGCAAGAAGUUGUUUGUGACCUUGAGAAAGAGUUUGGUGAACAUGGAUGACGAUGCGAUUGCAAGCUCCAUUGAUAACCUAUCUGUGGGCUUCAAGACUUCCGGUAUUGUUGACAGAUUCAUUCCAGGUGGUGCUCUUAUAUCUUUUUUCGGAAGCUUGAAGGCAUAUUUACCCAAGAAUGAGAUUUCCGAAACUUUCGUUGAGAAUGCUAAGGACUACUUGAAGGAAAGCCAAGCUGUUUCCGUGAGAGUUUUGAGUGUGAAGCCUCUGGAAGGAAAGGUUUCCGUGACAUUGCGUCAAGCCACCGAGCUCAGCAACAAGCAGAUAGAGCACCUUGAGGAAAUUGAGAUCGGAAGAACCAUUGUGGAUGCCACAAUCGCCGAAAAGGCAAAGGAGUCUAUCAUUGUUGAAUUGGAAGGUUCCAACUUAAGAGGUAUUAUUGCCACUGGCCAGUUGUCUGACGGUAACUACGAGGAGAACAGAAUCAUUUACAAAUCCCUUAAAAUUGGGGGAACAAUUGAGGUUGUCAUUCUUGAGAAGGAUUUCAGAGCAAGAGCUGUGAUUGCUUCUGCUAAGAGAUCAUUGGUCAACGCUGCUAAAACCGAGACCUUGCCAGUGCAUUACGAAGAUGUCCACGUUGGAAACUUGGUUUCUGGAUACAUCAAGUCGGUCACCAGCAUGGGAUUGUUCGUCUCUUUCGCAGGUAAAUUGACUGGAUUGGUUUUGGCCAAGAAUGCCACCGAAGAUCCAACUGAGGAUUUAUCCUCCAAGUUCUACAAGUACCAGUCUGUUGCCUGUAGCGUCAUUAAAACGGAGGACGAGAACAAGCGUUUCAUGUUGGCACUCUCAAGCACUCCAACCAACAAGGUUAACGCAACUUCGAAGUUGAAGAACCCAGUCGACCAAUCCAUGAAGACUGUUUCAGACUUUUCUGUUGGUGUCUCCACUUCUUGCGUAGUUGAGUCGAUUGAACCAGGUUACUUAAAUGUUCGUUUGGCUGACAACUUGUUUGGAAGAAUUGAGGCUCUGCAGUGUGUUACUUCUUGGUCUGAUAUUAAGAAUCCAAAGGAUCCUCUUGCAUCAUUUUCUGUUGGCAAGAAUCUUAAGGCUAAGGUGAUUGGAUACUUCGACACCAAGGCUCAGAAAUUCUCUGCUGCUGCCACCUUCAACAAGGAGACUAUUAUCGAGUUGUCCAUUCUCAAGAAGGAGAUCAAGAGCAAACUGCCAUAUAAGCCACAGUCGCUUUCUGACAUCGAUGAAGGUUCUGAGCACGUUGUUUUCAUCGAAUCUUAUUUACAUGGUGUGGCAAAUGUUUCACUUUCUCCAAAUGUGAAGGCCCAGAUUCCAGUGUAUGCUCUUUCUGCAAACAAUGAUGACUACAAGAAUUUUGACACCUCAUUCCCAUUGGGUACUGCUCUCAGGGCCAACGUGACUGGGUUCGAUUUCCAGCAUGGGAAGGCAAUUUUAUCUGCUAGAUCCGAGCCUGUAGAGUCCGUGAGUGACCUCGAGUUGAACGAAAAGUACCCAGCAAAGGUCUUUAAGAUUGCUCAAGCCUUUGUUCUCGUGGAAUUGGCUCCAGGUGUUGUUGGUUACUCUUACAUUACUGAUGCCUUGAACGACUACGACCAGAAGUUGGAAGAGACUUACAAGCAGAACCAGGCCGUUCUUGUCACCAUCACCGAGCUCGAUAAAAAGGAAAACAAGUUUAGCGUCAGCUUAAGAGAUGAGGAGAAAGCCAAGGACAAGCCAGUCAACUCUAUCGACGAAAUCAAGCGUGGUGAUCUUGUAAAGGGUUUCAUCAAGUCUAUCAGCGCCAACGGUCUCUAUGUCUCCUUAGGUAGAGAGUUGUAUGCUUUGGUGAGAGUUGCAGACAUCUCUGAUGCAUUCUUGAGUGACUGGAAGAAGUUUUUCAAGCCAUAUCAGGCCAUCACCGGAAAGAUCUCCCAAUGUAAGGCUGAGGGACGUAUUUUGAUGACUUUGAAGGAGAGUGAAGUGAACGGAGACUUGACCAGUUUCAGAACCUUUGAAGAGUUGGAGGAAGGUCAGAACUACGAUGGUAGUGUCAAGAAGGUACACGACUUUGGUGUUUUUGUCAAGUUAGACGACACUGCUAACAUUAGUGGAUUGUGUCACCGUUCCGAAAUCGCAGAUACUCCAGUUGAGAGUGUUGAAGCUUUGUUCGGUGAAGGUGACCGUGUCAAGGUCAAGAUUUUGAAGAUCGAUAACUCCAAGAAGCAGCUUUCAUUGGGUAUGAAGGCUUCCUAUUUCACCAACCUCAACGAUGAGGAUGUGGACAUGGAAGCUGACUCCGAGUCUGAGGAAGAUUCUGAAGAUGAGGUCAUGGAGGAUGCUUUUGAUGAAGAGAAGUCUGACUCCGAAGAUGAAGAGGAUGACAACAAGGAGAAGGCUGAGGCUGCUCUGAUCAACGGUUUGUCUACUAACGGUUUCGACUGGACUGCAUCCAUUUUAGACCAGGCAGAUGACCACCUCUCGUCUUCUGAUGAAGAAGAUUUCACGGAGAUCAAGAGGAAGAAGAAGAAGGGAAAGAAGCAGGUCCAAGACAGAACUGGCGAGAUGAACUCUCGUGCACCACAGUCCAUUGGAGAUUUCGAGAGAUUACUUGUUGGUAAUCCUGACUCCUCCGUUCUUUGGAUGAACUACAUGUCGUUCCAGUUGCAAUUGGGUGAGAUUGACAAGUCCAGAGAAAUUGCCGAGAGAGCUCUCAAAACCAUCAACUACCGUGAAGAGCAAGAGAAGAUGAAUAUUUGGAUUGCUUUGCUCAACUUGGAAAACAGUUUCGGCACUGAUGAGUCCUUGGAUGAAACUUUCAAGCGUUCGGUCCAAUACAUGGAUUCCUUGACCAUGCACCAGAAGUUGAUUGGUAUUUACCAAUUGUCUGAGAAGUUUGACAAGGCCGACGACUUGUACAAGGACAUGACUAAGAAGUUCAGCAGAGAGGUUUCUGUGUGGGUCCAAUAUGGAUCUUCAUUGAUGGAUCGCCAAUUGAACGACGAAGCACACGCUCUUUUGGCUCGUGCUUUGCAAUCUUUGCCAAAGAGAGACCACAUAGAUGUUGUGAGAAAAUUUGGACAACUCGAAUUCUCCAAGGGAGAUGCAGAACAGGGUAGAUCUUUGUUUGAAGGUUUGGUUACUGACGCCCCAAAGAGAAUCGAUCUUUGGAACGUUUACAUUGAUCAAGAGAUCAAGUUCGGUGAUAAGGAGAAGGUGGAGUCCUUGUUUGAGAGAGUCAUCACAAAGAAGUUGUCAAGAAAGCAGGCCAAGUUCUUCUUCUCCAAAUGGCUUUCGUUUGAAGAGGAGAAUGGAACAGAACAUUCUGCUUCUAGAGUCAAGGCUCUUGCUGUGGAUUACGUCCAGAACCAGUCCAAGGACGAGGAGUAA
This is a messenger RNA of Sungouiella intermedia, 5004 nucleotides long. Lineage: Eukaryota; Fungi; Ascomycota; Pichiomycetes; Serinales; Metschnikowiaceae. The record is from the annotation of a GenBank genome assembly.